AUGAAAGCUUACACGAAUUUAAAAAUGCGAGUUGCGUGCGUGUGGGCCCUUCUGGGUCUGUUUGCAUUGGCUGGUGCACGCACCGCUCAAAGGCAGCAAGCUGUCACAGCGCAAAUCACCUCGCUAACGGACAAGGAUGCAAGAAGCAAGGCGAGUGUUCAUUCAGCUUUUGCCAACGCCGGGAAACAGGCGGGCGUCGAGGUGUGGCGAAUUGUGAACUUUAAUCCGGUGGCCGUGGCGCAGUCGGACGUCGGCAAAUUCAACAAAGGCGAUUCCUACAUCGUGCUUAAGACGACCGCCGACAAGAAGAAGAACCUAUCCUGGGACAUCUACUACUGGAUCGGCAGCGAGUCCACCCAGGACGAGUCCGGGGCAGCCGCGAUCCUCACAGUGGGCCUGGACGACAAGUUCGGCGGCGCCGCUGUCCAGCACCGCGAGACCCUGGGCAGGGAGAGCCAGCAGUUCCUCUCGUUGUUCCGCCCAGCCAUCAGAUAUGUGGACGGUGGUGCCGCGUCGGGCUUCAACCAUGUGGUCACCAACCCAGGCGCGGAGAAGAGGCUGCUCCAGGUCAAAGGCAAGAAGAACAUCCGCAUCAGACAGGUGGACCCAAUCAUCUCGUCGCUCAACAAAGGCGACUGCUUCAUUCUGGACGUGAACAACGACGUGAUGGUGUACGUCGGCGACGGCGCGCGCAACACUGAGAAGCUGAAGGCGAUCUCGGUGGCGAACCAGGUCCGCGAUCAGGACCACAACGGCAGGGGCCGAGUGGAGAUAGUCGACCAGUACUCCAGCGAGACGGACGUGCAGAAGUUCUUCACAGCGCUGGGCUCGGGAUCGAAGGACCUGGUGCCAGAGGCGAGCGCCGGUGGCGAUGAUCAGGCCUUCGAGAGGAGUGAAGAGGACAGCGUAUCGCUGUCGGAGGUCUCAGACAGCAGUGGAUCUCUGGUGGCCACGCCGCUGAAGAAGCCCUUCAAACAGGAACAGCUGAAGCCUCAAGAAGCCUACAUAUUGGACACAGUAAGCGGCAGCAUAUACGUCUGGAUCGGCAAGCAGGCUUCGAAAAGGGAGAAGACCGAAGUCAUGUCCAAGGCGGAACAGCUGCUGAGGUCAAAGAACUAUCCGUCCUGGGUGCACGUGGUGAGAAUACCGCAGGGCACCGAGCCGGCCGUGUUCAAGCAGUACUUCGCCACGUGGCGCGACGUCGGAAUGUCUCACAGCAGGCUCGUCCGCUCCGCUAAAGCUUCAAAUAGCCUUAAAGACAUGACUUCCAAAUGGCCUAAACUCUAUAAAGGCAUUGUGACCGGGACUAAUAUGGUGUUUGAGGAGAUUCCGAACUUCAGUCAAACCGAUCUCAGACAGGAUGCGGUAUUCGUUUUGGACAUGGGUGAUGAACUGUUUGUCUGGAUCGGUGAAGAUGUCACAGAGGAGGAGCGCAAAGUGACUUUUGACAUACAUAAACAUUUGCAACCUUUGAAGGCGAGUUUUCCUCAAAACUGGGUUAUUGUUAUGACCAAGCAGGGCUUAGAGCCGGAGUCAUUUAAGAAGUCCUUCGGAACCUGGGAGCCUGAGUUGCUAGCGAAACUCCGCGAUAGCGACGAAGAGAAGUACGACGCGUUGAAUUUCAACGAGGUCGAAGAA
This is a messenger RNA of Iphiclides podalirius (scarce swallowtail), 1638 nucleotides long. The record is from the annotation of a GenBank genome assembly. NCBI's taxonomy places the organism in Eukaryota, Metazoa, Arthropoda, Insecta, Lepidoptera, Papilionidae.